AUGGUAAAAGGUAGUGGUUCUAGUGGUCGCCGCUCUCCAUCUAGCCCUUUACGCGCAUCCCAUGGCGAUGGUAGAAACUCGGUUUCAUAUAGCCCUUCACGCUCAUUCUAUGGCGGUGCUAGCGACUUGGAAAGGUCUGGUCGUCGUUACUCUUCAUACAGCCGUUCAAGGGCAUCCCAUAGUGAAGGUGGAAACUCAGUUUCAUGCAGCCGUUCACCCAGUUCCCACGGCAAUGGUAGCAACUCGGAAAGGGCUCGAGUCUCAGGACGGGAAAAAUCUCCGGGAACCCAUGGCGAUGGUAGGAACUCGAAAAGGGCUCGUGUCUCAAAAUCGGAUAAAUGUACGGAAACCUCCGGGAAUGAUAGGAUUAGUGCAUUGCCGAACAAGAUCCUGGUGCACAUCCUUUCAUUCUUGACAAUGGAUGAAGCUGUUGCCACAGGUAUUUUAUCCAAAAGGUGGGAGUACCUUUGGACCGAGAUUCCUAACUUGGUUUCGUGUCCUAAUGUUUUUUCGCUAGAGGUGUUAGGAUGUCUUGACACAAUAUUGCAGCUGACAGACACGACAUUCCAGGUUGAGGCCAAUCUUGAUUUCAACCUACGCGAAAUAGGUUCUGUUACCUCAUUGGCCUAUGAAAAUUGCCAAAAAAUGGUCCAAAGUCUGCUUGAAAGCCUUGGUAGUGUAGAAAAACUAUCAAUCGGAAGUUGGUUUCUCCAGGUACUAUCAACAAUGGAGAAAGGCAAUUUGCUUUGUCCAUCAUCACCCUGCAAAAGCUUGACACUAAAUGUGAGCAGAAGCAUUGAGAGAGAGGAUUUGUAUGGGAUUGUUUGCAUCCUUGAGAGUUUACCAAACCUGGAAGUUCUGACCUAGUUGUGAGCUCUGCCGACAGGCCAAAGUUCUUAAAUCAAUCAAUCCGCGACAAUUUCCCCAAGCUAAAUGGCUCAUUGAAUUGCUUGCAACAACAUCUCAAGACAGUGAGGGUAAUUAACUUCGUUCAAAAGGCACAUGAAACUGAAUUUCUAGAGUAUCUGCUUGAGAAUGCAGAGAAG
Coffea eugenioides is the source of this 1046-nucleotide messenger RNA. RefSeq names its product putative F-box/LRR-repeat protein At3g18150. Lineage: Eukaryota; Viridiplantae; Streptophyta; Magnoliopsida; Gentianales; Rubiaceae. The record is from RefSeq and is a predicted model, not a curated record. Gene Ontology annotation, molecular function: protein binding. The transcript is spliced from 4 exons. Bases 1 to 867 code for a protein of 288 amino acids.